Molecule: messenger RNA, 1389 nt
Organism: Aureococcus anophagefferens
Lineage: Eukaryota; Pelagophyceae; Pelagomonadales; Pelagomonadaceae
Exons: 1
Coding region: 1-1389 (462 amino acids)
Source: RefSeq, a predicted model, not a curated record
AUGGCGCUGCGCCUGCUCGCGCUCCUCGCCGCGGCGCGCGGCGCGUGGCGGCCGCAGGAGGAGCUCGCGCGGCUCCACGGCGCCUCCUUCGCCGCGAGCGACGCCUGGCGGCGCGUCGAGCUCGAGCUCGACCGGUCGCUGCGCGCCUACGACGCCGUGCCGUCCGCGGACGCCGCGGCGACGCGCGCCGCGGAGAUCUUCGCCCGCGACGCGUCGUUCUUCGCGGUCGUCGAGAAUACGCUCUACGUCUCCGACGCGCACGACUCGAAGAUCAAGCACAAGCCCCACUACCUCUUCUCGACGAUCCUCUCCAUGCUCAAGCGCGAGCCCUUCCCCAACUUCGUCGCGACCUGGGACGUCGCCGCGACGGGCGCGCACUGCAGGCGCGUCGGCCGCCGCGUGCCGUGCCUCGCCAUCGCGAAGCAAGGAGGCUUCAACCAGACGGGCGUGCUCAUCCCGAACCCCUACUUCGCCCACGUCGACGAGUGGGACGCGCGCGUCGCGACAUGGCGGGCGGCGAUCCCCGCCUGGGACGACCGGGACCCGCGGCUCUUCUGGCCGACCUGCUUUACAAUCUUAUCAAUCAUACCUACAUCUUCAAAUAUGUCGUAUUCUUUACUCUUUUGCGGAAGCGUGCGGUCGGCGUGCGGGCCCGGCAACGUCGCGCGCGUCGCGGCGCUGACGCUCACGGCGCAACACCCGGACCGCUACGACGUGCGCGUGACCCACGGCCUCGACGCGCCCGACGCGAAGGCCUGCGCCCGCGAGUUCCCCUACACGAAGGCGAUGGUCGACCUGUCGACGGGAAAGAUCCCGGCGCCGACGGGCGGUUUCGUGAACGCGUCGGAGUUCUCCAGGUGGCGCCGCUACCUGAACCUGCCGGGGACCAUGGGCGGCUCCUACUCGCGGAACCUGAACCUGCUCUGGCCCCUCGGGGGCGCCGUCGCGCUCUGGGACGGGUCCGCCGUCGAAUGGUACUACCCGGGGCUCCGCGAGGGCGAGACGCACGCGGCGCUCGACGAAAAGUCCGCCGGCGCGGCCCUCGACGCCCUCGACGCGGGCGAGGCGGCGCUGGCGGCGGCGGCGGGCGCCGUCCACGAGACCUUCCUCGCGGGCGGCAGCCUCGACCGCUACUGGCGACUGUUAGUCGGCCGGCUCCGCGCGCGCUUCCGCCUCGGCGACGUCCUCGACGACCUCGGCGGCGCCGCCGCCGCCGUCGCCCUCGCGGGCGUCGACUGCGGCGCGCUGCGCCGGGUCUACUGGCACAGCCCGGACCGGCCCUUCUUCGACGAGACGCCCGGCCUCGGCAAGCCCGUCGCCUACGCGGCGCUCGACGACGGCGACCCGCUCCUGGUGGCGUGCCGCCGCGCGAAGAAGAAGACACGGUAG